AUGCCGCCCAAGCGGACGUCAGGAAGCGCUGGAGGUGGCUCACCGUCCAAGGCGAGCCACGCAUCGCGUGCAGCAGCAUUGCUCUCGAAAGCACGCGCACAAGCCUCCUCUUCUCCCGCAGCACAUGCUCGAUCUAGCACCACCUCGUCUCCGACCAAGCCGGCCACACUCAUCAGCAGUCCCAAGUCGAGUGCAAAAGCUAUUCCUUCGAGCAGCGAAGUGGCGAUGCCAUUGCCAGACUUGCUCAAGACGCUGUCCUCGAAAGGAGGGCUGCCGAUGCGAGAUGCGAUGGCGGUGGCAGGCAAGCUCAUCAACGCCCGGGCAAAUACGCCGUCCGCGCUGGCACACAUCUCGCUCAUCAUGCUGCAAGAUAUCGGCAUAGAAUCCGAAGAGCAUCGUAAACGGACGGUGCUGGCCUUCAAAGGCAAGAAGGCGGCAGGCUUCAUUCCAUCUGCUACGUCUUCCGGCGCUCCAGGGUCUGCAGGGGGCGCACCAGCUGUCGGGCUCGCGCCUGACUUUGGUGCGUACCGCAAGCGUCGUCGCGACGACGACGAAACGCUCAGUCGCGAGUACGGCAACGUGACCGCUCCGUCAGACGAGCGCCCCGGAUCGUCGCGGCGGCCCAAGCUCGAGAUCCAGUACAGUUUCAAUGAGAUCCUUGAGGAGUCACUCCUCCAGGGCAGAUACGCCGUCGUCAACCGUGCCCCGGUCAUGACUGCCUGGGCCACCAUCUUACUCGAGCGUCUCAAUUUCAGCCGCGCUGAAGCGCUCAGUCUGGCUCAUUGCUACGUCAACUACACCAGCACCAUGCGUGGCAUCAGCCUCGGCAUCAUCCCCGCAGCGGAAAAGGAGCGCGCUGUGCACAUUGUCGGACCGAACCAGCCGCACUUCGAGCUGAUGGGCGUCAAGAUUCCCGUGAUGCAGAUGCAGGAUGGGUCGUAUCGCGGAAUUAGUGCGGGCGAGGUGGUGCAGCCGGACAAGGCGUUCAAUUAUAUGCGAAGGUCGAUGGCGCAGACGCUGUCGAGCGUCAUGGGCGCGCUCACGUUGCUCGCCGACAGCUUCAUGGAGCCGAUAUCGAUGCAGGAAGUGGAUAGCAAGGAAGAGGAGGUCGAGGCAGAAGCGCAAGAAGCGCCAGAGUAUGGCGAGGACUACCUCAACUCACGCGGGUAUGAGCUGUACGCCGAAUUCCGACCGUCGACUUCGGGCGAGUGGGGCAAGAAGGGCCGGCUCUGGUACGACAAGAUCCUCGCGCUGCGCCGUGGACACGAAGCAGACAUGGAGGACUGGAAGGUCAAGGAAGCACGGUUGGAAGAGGAUGGACCACCGGAAGAGGAUUGGAGCGAGGAUGUCGAACGACUGGUUCAGCAGGAAUUGGACAAAGAGCGGGCUGAGCAGCAGGAGAUAGGGGCGCUCAAGCAGGAGACCGGAAACGUCAAGGAUGAACUCGGCUCGUAG
Kalmanozyma brasiliensis GHG001 is the source of this 1455-nucleotide messenger RNA. RefSeq lists its product as uncharacterized. Bases 1 to 1455 code for a protein of 484 amino acids. The record is from RefSeq and is a predicted model, not a curated record. The transcript has a single exon. NCBI's taxonomy places the organism in Eukaryota, Fungi, Basidiomycota, Ustilaginomycetes, Ustilaginales.